Molecule: messenger RNA, 897 nt
Organism: Paramecium tetraurelia
Lineage: Eukaryota; Ciliophora; Oligohymenophorea; Peniculida; Parameciidae
Exons: 2
Biological process (GO): cellular response to unfolded protein; protein refolding
Cellular component (GO): cytoplasm
Molecular function (GO): ATP hydrolysis activity; misfolded protein binding; ATP binding
Source: RefSeq, a predicted model, not a curated record
AUGGGAAGAAGAUUUUCGGAUUCGGAUGUUCAAAAUGCAAUUUUAGAUUUCCCCUUUAAAGUAGAGGCAGGAAUAAAUGACCAACCAUUUAUUGUUGUUCAUUAAUAAGGAAAAAUUUAGAAAAUUUUACCUGAAGAAAUUUGUUCCAUGAUAUUAGAGAAGUUAAAGAAAACAGCUGAAGCAUAUUUAGGCAAACCAGUUUCUUCGGCUGUAAUUUCAGUGCCAGCCUAUUUCAAAGAUCUAUAAAGAUAAGCCACUAAGGAAGCGGGAACCAGAAUUGGUUUGAACAUUUUGAGAAUCAUCAAUGAACCCACUGCCUCUGCUCUAGCUUAUAAUUUGGAUAGGAGUAUUCAUUAGGAAUUACAUGUUCUCGUUUUUGAUCUGGGAAGCAAAAAACUUGAUCUUAGUCUACUAUUUAUUGAGGAUGGUGUCUUUGAGAUGAAGGAAAAUCUUAUUAAUAGUAAAUUGAGUGGAAUCGAAUUUGAUAACAAACUUAUUGAAUAUUGUUGUACUUAAUUCUUAAAUAAGAAGGGUAUAGAUAUAAGAAAUAACUUAAAAUUAUUACAAAAGCUUCGAAUACAAUGUGAAAAGGCCAAAAAGGUACUUUCUUUUGCUGAUCAUGCUACGAUAGAGAUCGAUAAUUUUCAUAAUAACGAGGAUUUUCUAAUUACUAUUACUAAACCAAACUUUGAAAUGCUUUGCAUGAAUUUGUUUAAAUAAUGCAUUCAAUCUAUAGAUAGGAUUCUAAUGAAUUAAAAUCUCUUAAAGAAUCAAGUUAAUGAAAUAAUUCUUGUUGGAGGAUCUGCGAAGAUUCCAAAAGUCUAGGAAUUGCUAAAAGAAUAUUUUAAUAGAAAGAAGUCAUUGCUCGUGGAGCUGCUACUUAAGCUGCCAUUUUGA